GCUUACAUCGAGUUGAACCAUCUGCUCUCCUGAUGGGUUGAACAAAUAUAUCCUCUUUUUACUCUAUCUCGUUCUGAUCUAGCCCCCGUGUCCCUGCGCCGCAAGAACAAGGGCCUUUUUGUGGAAAACAGAAAUCACAGGACUCACAUGGUUGAGCGCAGAGAAAGUGAGCGAUCCGUGGAAAAGAGAGCAAGGAUCAGAAGCAAGAAGACAGCACAUCAGCAAAGUCAGGCCCCUCUGAAACGGGAUCAAACAGGACGAUCCGAGGACUACGCGAACAUGGAAGAUGCCCCAAGAUGUACAGAGGAGGGGGCAGAGGUCGUGCAAGAAGAGCCAGAGGACUGUGAACAGAAUGAGCAGAAUGGAAGUCUGGAGAUUUCACAGCUGCAGGGCCUGGUGGUGGAGCUGCGCGAGGGGCUCCACGCCGCCCUGACGGAGCUGUGCGAACUGCGUCAGAGGGACCAAAGCCUGGAGGAGCAACUUCAGGCUCAUCAGAGUGACGUGGAUGACAAGAUAAUGAGCCUGAAAAACUCCCUCAACACAUUCAAGGAGGAGUUGAGCACCACCUUGUUCCACAUUAAGGAGAUGUCCAGCCGGCAAAGGGAGAUUCACAGGAGAAUUGAACUACUGCAGUUAGAAAACCCCAAAGAUGUGAUUUCUACGUCACACAGCCGUAAAAGCUCAAAGGCAGAUGUCCUGGCAGCAUCAGGGGAGGAGCACGUCUGCGGGCCCAGCCAAUCAGAGCUCAGCGUCAUUCAACACUAUCUGUCCAGUCUUCCACAUAACGCAUCCCCACAAAGAAGCAACGCCUCCACACACACGUCCACAUCUGAGCCUGAAACGCCGCAGCAGAGAGGUCACGGAUGGGGAGAGAGGAAGAACAGUAGAGACGAAGGAGACAACAAGAACAACAAGAGGCAGAGAGCGGCCUUGGAGCUGCUGGAGUCAGAGAGAGUCUACGUGUCUCACCUGUCUCUGUUACUCAAGGCCAACAUCUCCUUCAACGGAUCCGACGCACUCACCACAAAGGACAAACGUUCUUUCCCGAGCUCUCUGCGGUUCCUCAUCCAGCAGCACUUGGAGCUCUUACACACUUUACAGGAGCGAGUGCUCAAGUGCCAGUGGCAAGGCAUCAUGGGAGAUGUUUUUAUGAGGCUCACAAGCAAAGAGAGCGAUUUCUUGGAUUUUUAUGUUUCGUACCUGAAAGAGCUUCCUGACUGUCUCUCCGUCAUCAGUAUGGUGACCUCCGGGUCCAUUAAGUCUUCUUUGUUAGAGAGUGAUGUUCUGGGCGAUGAGUCAAAGCCGUCCCUCUACUCCCUACUGCUUCAGCCGGUGCAGAGGAUCCCCGAGUACCUCCUCCUCCUGCAGGGGCUGUUGAGGCAGACGGAGGCGGAGCACCCGGACUACUUCUUGCUGCUUGUGUCAAUUCAACAGUUCAGAUCAUUUACGGCUCAGUAUCACCACCUGCUGCAGCACAACCAGGAGCUACUACUGCACAACCGCAAAGAGAUCAAGAGGGAGCAGGCCAAGAGGAACAAGCAGCGUCUCCUGGAGCAGAUGCAGACUCGCCGUUUUCCUGACUGGGACCACGAUCACGACCCGGAACGUUACGUGCCGGAGUGGGCCUCACAGCUGCCGUUUUUCAACACGGACAUGGACUCAAGACACAAAUCACCAGGCAGUGCCCAGACUCACAGCAAUGGUAAAGGAACAGUUUAUUCCCCAGUGAACCAGUUAAUCGACCUCUGGCUUUCAGGUCUGGGCAGUAUCCCCGAGAGCGAAGUGUCUUGCCAGCUCCGUGGGACCCCUCUCCAAGGACCCCCCGCCCCCUCAGCCAUGGCCGACGCCCUGGGGGAGUACCUGCUGCUACCCCCCGACCCGCCCGGGAUGGAGAGCCUGUACGAGGAGGACAGAGGCUCGCUGCACGACGUGUCCAUGUUCGACCGCUGCUCCUCCGCCUCCUCAGACUCCUCCAUUGACAUCGCCUUCGUCAAGUGUCCCAAAGCCCCCUCUGCCGCCCCCCGCGCCGCGCCGGUAAACGUCCUGUCCCCACGCGACCUCUACGGCAACGGAGUCAGCCCGGGAAACGGCUACAGCAAGCUACUCAACAGAGGCUGCGUGUCUCCAGAUGAAGCCAUUCUGAUGCGUCGCAAUCAGCCACGCCCCCUGCAGGCCAGUCAGAGGAAGAGCAAGUCCCUGAACGGCCUGCAGCUGGAGAACACGGUCAGCGGCGGCGUGGAUAACGGGCAUCUGUCGGACAACCUCCAGAGGGCAGCACUGGGGAGCCACGCCAAACUGGAACGCCAAAGCAGCAAAGGCAGUAAAGGGUGUCCCACUCCAUCCCGCAAGAUCCAGAGCCCAACGGUGAAUAAAACAGACGCCGACAAACAGAUCGACGACGUGCACGGCCUCCCCAGCAUCGACUCUGCUCUUCAGUCCUGGAGCGAAGAGCUGAGGUGGAGAGGAGAUGAAGGGAGUCACACCUCUUUUACUGACAGGAAUCGGAAACAGGAGAAAGGUGGAUUCAGGAGCUCCUUCAAGAAACUCUUCAAGAAGAAAAGCAGCGAUGAGAAGAAGGAGAAAGGAGGUGAUAAAACCCCUGACAGUCUAAACGGGGAGCACGAGAAGAGCGCCAAACUGGUCCACCUUGAGGUCACCCGUGGGACUGCAGUGUGAACGCGGCUGACGACACUUUGUAAAUCCUUUUUGUAUUAGUAAAUCUUAUCAAGCUGUAUCUGGAUCCUGUAAGUUUUAGUACAAGGAUGCCGUUUAUUUUUCCUUUCGCUUCAGUAUUUUCAGCAGUAUCAGAAAGUGUGUAUUUUAUGCACCAGCACCAGUUCUCGCUCCUGCGUUUGUAGAAGUUUUUGUUGUUGUUCUGUGGAAAUAGACCAUUUUUAUUUG
This is a messenger RNA of Periophthalmus magnuspinnatus, 2901 nucleotides long. It is a transcript of the gene arhgef33, whose product is annotated as Rho guanine nucleotide exchange factor (GEF) 33. The record is from RefSeq and is a predicted model, not a curated record. The transcript has 16 exons. Gene Ontology annotation, molecular function: guanyl-nucleotide exchange factor activity. The coding region runs from base 148 to 2676 and encodes 842 amino acids. NCBI's taxonomy places the organism in Eukaryota, Metazoa, Chordata, Actinopteri, Gobiiformes, Gobiidae.